AUGCUUGAGCAAGAAUGGUGGAAGAAUGUGAUUGCAGCGGAUAUCUACACAACUUUAAAACAACGAGAACACGAAAUACCUCAAUUUCAUUGCCAAUCUUUAAAAUUAUGGAGCAGACGACAUCUUGUGGAUUGGUUAUCUGUGAUAGUAGAACAAUUACACAUCGAGUCCAUGGCUCAUCAUUUAGCUGUGUACCUUUUGGAUUAUUUUCUUGACAAAAUGGACGUUGAACAUUGUCAUCUGUAUCUGCUUGCUAUGACCUGUUUAAGAUUAGCAAUCAAAUUUGAAGAAAGCUGUGAUAAAGUGCCAAGACAAGCUACAUUAAAUGCCUUCAUUCCAAAAACUUGUACAACUGCCUUACAUGGAUAUACCUCAGAUGAAUUUCUUAGUAUGGAACUAACAGUGCUUAAAUUUCAUAAAUGGCAACUGGCUGUGCCCACGCCUGCCCAUUUUAUGCCAUAUUUUUUGACAAUUGCUGCCGACGAAGGUGAUUUACAUAACGGUGUGCCUAUUAUUAAUAAACAAAUAAUGACUCAGUAUAUUGAAAAUCAUGCCAAAUAUUUUCUGGAAAUUUCUUUACAAGAUCAUACAUUCCGAGAUUAUAUGCCAUCAUUAAUAGCAGCUUCUUGUAUAGCAGCUGCAAGAAUCUGUUUAUUUCUCUCUCCAACCUGGCCGAAACAUAUGAUGUUAUUAUCAGAUUAUUAUUUAGAAGAAUUAUUACCUUGUUUACAGUUAAUGUUAAGGUAUAUUAUUAGUUAUAUAUCUAUAGUAUAUCAUUAA
Messenger RNA from Lottia gigantea (owl limpet), 780 nucleotides. RefSeq lists its product as hypothetical. The record is from RefSeq and is a predicted model, not a curated record. The coding region runs from base 1 to 780 and encodes 259 amino acids. Gene Ontology annotation, molecular function: cyclin-dependent protein serine/threonine kinase regulator activity. Gene Ontology annotation, biological process: regulation of cyclin-dependent protein serine/threonine kinase activity; mitotic cell cycle phase transition. Gene Ontology annotation, cellular component: cytoplasm; cyclin-dependent protein kinase holoenzyme complex; nucleus. The transcript has 3 exons. NCBI's taxonomy places the organism in Eukaryota, Metazoa, Mollusca, Gastropoda, Lottiidae.